AUGUGCGCGCUGCGGACCCCCCUGGCGAAACAGGCGGAUGUGUUGGCCCAGCAGUACCGCCUCAAUAUGGAGCCGCGCCGAGACACUCACCGCCUCGUGAAGAGGGCUUCCCGCCCGUUGGCUGACACAGCACCGGAAAUCAUUAUGGAGGUGACCGACAGCGUGAAGAGCACAAGUCUCAGUGAAAGCUACAGUGAUUUGUCAUUUAGGAAGUCUUCUACUUUUGAUUUAGACGAAGAAUUUGAUUUUGACGAAGACGAGAAUGACUACUUUUUUGAUGAUUUUUCUUCCGGUGAAACACAAGUUGAUAAUGUUGUGCAAAUUUAUGAAGCUGCGUGCAAAAAAUACAAUUUAUUGUGCAUGAAUUCUAUUAAGGCAGCGCUGCUGAGUGAAACAUUUUCGUGUAAAUUUGUUAAGAUUCAAGAACAUGAUCUGAUGGCACUCUGCCUGGCGCUGUACGACAACAGAUACGUCCAUCGUGUUGAGCUUGAACGGAACGGCCUGGAGGGCAUGUCCAUCCACACACUUGGGGAGGUGCUCCGCGACUCCGCCUUCAUCACGCACAUACGGAUCGUGGACAACGGCCUCAAAACGGAAGGGGCGAAAAAUAUUUGUAAAGCUGUUGCCGCCAACAAGAUGAUAGUAUCUCUUGAUUUAUCUGGGAACGGAUUCGUGGAAAGUGACGGUGUAAUAUUUGAAAAACUUUUGAAUGACUCUAAGUCACUGAGAGAACUAAUACUGUCGAAAAACGCUCUUAUGGACAUUGGUGUGAAGGCCAUUGCUAUAGGGUUGGAGGACAGCAGCACACUCCGAACACUUGACCUGUCCUGGAACCACAUCCGGUUACAGGGUGCAGAAGCCAUCGGCCUGGCCCUGGAGAGAAACAUUUCCCUCAGAAGCGUCAACCUGGCAUGGAAUGGCUUACAUUAUGAUGGUGCUAGGUCUAUUGCUGCCGCCUUAACGAAAAAUGAGACGUUACAAGACCUGGACCUCGCUUGUAACAGACUGAAUGAAAAGUGCAUCGCGGAAAUACUGAACGGGUUAGACAACAAUUCAACACUGGAGAAGCUCAGGUUAGCUAACAACUCCAUUACAUGUACAGGUGCAGAGGCUAUAUUGAAAAAAAUACUAAGUUAUAAGGACACUGCCUUAAACUACAUAGAUCUGGGAAAACAGGAUGUGUAUGACACAUUUUUGGACAUCAACGCACGUGCAAAAAAGGAGCGUGGUAUCGAAGUAGUGUUCGGAAACGUCUGGGACACAACUCGCAACUUGAAAAAGACUGCCGAGGACGACGACGAGGGUUUCUUGCUUACCUGCAACCCCCUCACCGUCCUGAUGGAGUGCAUGCGUCUACAGAACCUCAGACUGAUUGAUUUCUUCCAGUCGUUGGAUAAGGACAGGAGUAACUCUAUUGAACUCAUUGAAUUUUGUGAUGGACUGUUAAAAUUGGGCGUUCCAGUCAAAAGACAAGUGUUGUUGAAGUUGAUUCGUAAGUUGGACAAGGACAAAAGCAACACGUUGGACUUUGGCGAGAUGACUGAGGCACAGAACAUGCACAGGAAGAAACUAAGACAAAGCCUUCAGGUAGAUGUUGACUUUGACCGAACAGAAAUUGGCAAGGUAUCCGCAGCACUUCGCCGUAUCCUGGCACGAAACUUCCUCAUGAAAGAAAAAGAUAGCCGAGCGAAGAUCGCACGCAAGAAGAAGAACAGGGACGCUAAAACACCUAGCCCUAACAACUGGGAGGAAGUGGAAUCAAACAUGGCGCUCGUCUCCCCGGGUAGCAGUCGCGCAUCGUCCGCCGUCGCCAAGCACAAACGCGGUCCGUGA
Mya arenaria is the source of this 1833-nucleotide messenger RNA. RefSeq names its product leucine-rich repeat-containing protein 45-like. NCBI's taxonomy places the organism in Eukaryota, Metazoa, Mollusca, Bivalvia, Myida, Myidae. Gene Ontology annotation, biological process: activation of GTPase activity; nucleocytoplasmic transport. The transcript has a single exon. Gene Ontology annotation, molecular function: small GTPase binding; calcium ion binding; GTPase activator activity. The record is from RefSeq and is a predicted model, not a curated record. Bases 1 to 1833 code for a protein of 610 amino acids. Gene Ontology annotation, cellular component: cytosol; perinuclear region of cytoplasm; nucleus.